AUGUCUGCUUCUCCCCUCGGCAUCAUCGGCGGCACCAGCCUUCUCAACAGCUCCUACUUCGCCACUCUGGAAAAGAGGGUCAUCUCCACGGAACACGGCGAUGUUAAUCUUCACUUCGGCGAUGGCUUCAUCUUUUGCCAGCGCCACCACGCGGACCCCGCAAAGGAGUACACCCCGCCGCAUCUCAUCAACUUCCGCGCCAUCAUCGCCGGCUUCAAGCAAAGUGGAGUAGAGAAAGUGCUUUCGUUCGGCAGCACCGGCUCUUUGAAGAAGGAGAUCGGCCUCGGUUCUGUUGUCAUUCCCGACGACUUCUUCAACCUCUUCAACCAGGUCUCGUUCUACGAUGAUGGCCGUGCUCACAUUGUCGCCAACAUCGACGCUGGGUUCAGACAGGAGGUCAUCGAAGUUAUCAACAGCAAGAACGCCGAUGGUUCCGUUCCCCUCCACGUCGGCGGCACCUACGUGCAGACGUCGGGUCCCAGGAUGGAGACCAAGGCUGAGAUCCGCGUCAUUGCCCAGUGGGGAGAAGUGGUGGCGAUGACCGCUGCCCACGAGGUGACGCUGCUGUGCGAGCAGGGCAUGAAGUCUGCAAUGAUCUGCAUGGUCGAUAACUAUGCCAACGGCAUCGUGGAGAAGCCGCUCACCAUGGCCGAGUUCAAGGAGGGCGUGAAGAAGAACGAAAAGGUUGUCGAGAGCGUGCUCGACUGGAUGCUCGAGCACUUCGUGGUUCCUCACAGGCAGUAA
Messenger RNA from Acanthamoeba castellanii str. Neff, 744 nucleotides. RefSeq names its product phosphorylases family 2 subfamily protein. Lineage: Eukaryota; Discosea; Longamoebia; Acanthamoebidae. Gene Ontology annotation, molecular function: S-methyl-5-thioadenosine phosphorylase activity. The record is from RefSeq and is a predicted model, not a curated record. The transcript is spliced from 3 exons. The coding region runs from base 1 to 744 and encodes 247 amino acids. Gene Ontology annotation, cellular component: cytosol. Gene Ontology annotation, biological process: nucleoside metabolic process.